Messenger RNA from Symbiodinium natans, 609 nucleotides. The record is from the annotation of a GenBank genome assembly. NCBI's taxonomy places the organism in Eukaryota, Dinophyceae, Suessiales, Symbiodiniaceae.
AUGGCCAGUGUUGAGAGCCUGUGCGGGAAGCGGCGAUCCGUGGCGGGUGAGGGCAUGGUUGUCGAGGGCAACUGCUGCAGAACUGCCGCUGGGAGUGAAGUCCGUUUCUAUGCUGAUUCACGCGUACGCCAGCGCUGGCGACGUGCUAGGCGCCGAGACUGUGCUACAAGGCAUGGAACGUCAAAGCCUUCCGCCCAACAUCCAUGCGUUCAAUGGGGUCAUGGCCGCUUGUGCAAGGGCCGAAGACAUGGGCUCAGCGCUGAAGUGGUUCAAGAAGAUGCAGGAAGGCGGCGUCAUGCCAGACGCGGUAUCUUUCAGGACCGUCAUAUCAGCAUGUGCUCGAGCUGGCAACCUUGCUGUGGCGGAAGAGUGGCUCUCCACGAUGAGCGCAUCUUCCCACCCCAUGGACAAGAUAUCUUGCAGCUCCAUUAUUGGGGGUUAUGCCUCAAGGGGCCAGGCAUUAAAGGCAGAGGAGUGGCUCUCUCGAAUGAUCACCUCCGGGAUUCGGCCUGGCGGUCACGCCUUCAAUCCCGUGGUGUGCGCGUGGGCUGGAGUUGGUUCUCCCAAGCGGGCAGAAGCCUGGAUUUGGAAAGCCAUGGAGUCACUUAG